UAGAAAUAAAUGCCGAGAGCUUAGAGGAUCUCCUAGUUGCCGCAGCGAGGCAUGGCAGACUCAAAACACUUCAGCACUUGACAGUAGAGGAAGGAGGAGAUAUUUCAUACAGAGACCCAUCCACUAAUCUGACCAUAGAAGAGAUUGCUCAUAUGAGGGGCCACCAUGAUGUUGCAUGGUAUGCAAACAAGACCCUUCGAGGUACUGUCAGGGGCAUCAGAGACCGCCCAGAAAUGGAUUUAUGCAAAUCUUCAUUUGGUUUGGAAGAUUUAAUGGCAAUGGAACAGAGCGAUAGAGUCAACUCCUUUAUCACCGUUGGAACUUUAUCCAUGGGAAUUUAUGAUCUGCACUUUCAAGAUGAAAGAGGAAUGACACACUUGCAUGUUUUUGUAGAGAAGAAGAACCUUGUAGGAGUUCUGAUCCUCCUAGAUCAACAUGCACUGAUCACAGCAAAAAGUCAUGAUGGCUUAACACCACUGGACAUAGCAAAAAAUUUGGGUCUGGAUGAAAUCGAAGAGAAGCUUGCUAAUCGUGUGCAGACGUUUAAGGACAAUGAAUUUACGGAUGACGUUAUAAAAGUUCGCUAUUAUACUAUGCUUUUGAGUGUAAUCAACCACACUGUAUCAGUAUCUUCCAAGUACAAUGAUAAAGAUGAUCCUGAGGCACAGAACAAAAGAUGCAUCAUCUGAAAAAUGCCUCAUGGCUGAUAUCACUGGGAACUCCACUGGAACCUCCUGGAAGCCAUUAUGUCAGUGCCCUUCACUUGGCUAUCACAACCAACUGCAAACCCAUCCUGACUAUGCUUUUGGCAGCUGGGGCACCAUUAUAUGUUACUCACAAUGGCUUGGGACCUGUAGAAACUGCAUGGCUUACACCCGAUGUUACAACUUGGAUUGCCGUCACUAUUACCAGGGCAGUGGUAAACAAACUGAAAGCAGAUAUACCUAAAGACAGCAGCAACAGCUCUGAUAAAACACUGGCGAUCAUAAUCAAUGAUCUAAUACGCAAUUUAAAUGGCCGUGAACCAUGGAAAUCCAAAUACCAUUGCAUCACCAACUCUCGCAGAAUCACCAAAGAUGUUGUCUUCAGAGCCUGUGAAAAAGGCUUAACACUCCUGUUAUGGUGGAUGUGGAGUCGAAAAACAAACAACUUCCAAGAUAAAUUUACAGGAAAGACACCACUUCAUAUAGCAUUAGAGGCAAAUCAGUAUGAGACAGCCAGAGCUUUAGUCGUUCACAUGAAAGUCAACCCUUUUAUACCUGAUAACUCGAGACAAGUUCCCAUUGAUAUGUUUCCCUCACAUAUCAAGAGUACCAUGUUGAAGCAAUGUCUGAUGAGAGAAUUUCAACAUUUUGAUGAUAACCAACAGAGACUAAAGGAUCCGACACAGAUAAGAGAAGAACAGCAGCUUGCAUUACUCCUUCUCACUCUCUUUUUGUUUUGGCAAAGGCCUUCUGGAGAUAUUCAGUUGGAGAAUUUCCACUCUUGGGUUGUUUCAUUGCUUCCAGCCCUUGAUGUCACAGAUGGAAAGACAUGUUUCAGUACUGACUGGAUUACAUGCUUAAUUGGGAACCUAAAGGAAACUAGUAAAACACCACUUAGUAAGGUAGAGAAAGAGAUCACUGAUUACUAUGAGAACCUAGGACUAUGUGGGGAUGACUUGAGUCAGUUUCUUACUGAGUUAAAUAAUGUAUAUUACAUAAUCAUAACUCCGGAAGAUUUUCAGAUCUUACUGAGCUUACUAGAAACAUUACUGCAGGAAGCUGAAAAAAAGAAAAGACAUUUUAAAAAGAAUGGUACAAUCCACUUUCCUUCAUUGUUGAAGAAGGGACUUAAAAGGUGCUGUGAAAGAAAAUUGCCUCUAUUUCUUCACUUGUUGGUGGAAAUAGCCAAAGUGCCUACUGACACUAUCAUUGAUGAUAUCUGUGGGACAGUGGCUAUCCAUCAUACUGCAAUCAGUGAUAACAUGUCUGCUACAAUGUAUUUGAAGGCAUCUGGGUUUGAAGUAAGAAAAAAGGAUAAGUUUGGUCGUACUCCAUCUCAUUUUGCAUACAUGUAUGGUAACAAGGAUAUUGGAGAUUAUCUGAAACCUGGAACUGAAAAUAUCCAGACAGACAGUGGUUUGGAGCCUGAUGAUAUGUGGAAGGCUUAUAUGGAGUACUCGAAACUUUAUGGUAUAGAUCUGGAGAAAAUUAAUAAACCAGAAUUUAAUGAAUGCAACAACAUAAAUGAUCUUUUUAGUCUUCAUAUAAAUACUCUAGUUAACAAGUGGAAUGGUAUUGGAAUGACAGGAGCUGUUAAGAGGGCAAAAGUAGAUUACUCCUCAGGAGAAUCACAUGAAGUGUUUACAUCUAUCAAGAAUUUCUUGGAAAGCCUGAUAUCAGCAAUAGGUGCUGAAAAUCCACUACUCAAAGGGCAUCUGGCAUUUGUUGGGAGUUCAGAGGAUGAUGUCAGGUUAAUUACCCCAGAUGAGUAUGAUUGUAAUUUUGUUUUGGAUAAUUUUAGUUGUUUUCCACAUGAAAGAUGCAAAAUGACAUUGCAAGAGAUGGGUUCAACAGUGUCGUAUGUUGAUAAGAAAAUACAAAUUUCUUUUGAAUGUCCUGAGCUCGAAGACCUCUUUGAAGGGACAAAUUUAUUAGACAAAUUUUCAGAAAUGGUGAAAAAUUGCCUUCAGAAUUUUUCAAUGCAGGAAACAAACAAACAAAUAAUGCUGGAUAGAAGAUUGAGCAUAACCCCUACUUCACUGAAACAGACUCUGGUAGGAACUGCAUUAAGGUUUUCAUGGAAUGGUAAAGAGUUUCCUCUGCUCUUGAUUGAUGUAGAUAUAGUCCCAGUUAUAAGAUCACCAUGGCCUGAAGAGCUAGUUAAGCCUGCUUUGACACCAGAUAUCAAUGAAGUUUACAUUAACAAAUUGGGAAGGGAUGAAUGGAGAUUUUCUUUUGCUAAGGCAGAGAAUAUGGUUAUGAAGAACCUUACACAAGAUGAAAAAGUAGUUUACUUGGCUUGCAAAAUGAUUAUAGGUUCUAUGAAAACUGAGGGAUGGAUGCAACAGCAGCUAAAAGACCAGUUUCAAUUCUGGGAUGGGCGGAAGAUGAAGAUUCCAUUACCAAAUGGUUUUCUCCUGAAAAGUGCCUUUUUCUUCGAAAAAGAAGAGGUAACUGACCAACUGCUGUGGAAUGAGAAGAAUUUGCUGAAUCGGAUGUGCUCCAUUUUCAGAAGAAUGUGUAAAGAUAUGGGAAAGAGUGCAAACUCUUUUUAUGUUCCUGGGAAGGUUGAAGCUUAUUUUGGAAGAAAAACACAAGAGAAAGGUGUUGGCUAUGGUGCUCCAGAGAUCCUGAAAUUUUUGGAAAAUUGGCACAGUGCCACAAAUAUAAUCGGUGGAUUGUAUGAUUACUAUGAAAAACAAGAGUCUGCAUAGCACUGUUUCUCAAAUGAUAUUGGCGAUAAGAUUCUUGCUGUUCUACUGCCUUCCUGCUGCUCCUCAGACAGUGAAGAAAUAGUCUGCCUUCAAUCCCAAUGUUACUGCAAGAAUAUUUUUCAUCGGUCAGUGUAGGAUAUUCUGCAGUCUGUCAAUUACUUUGGAGAUUAGAAUAGCACCAUUUCUCAAAGAAGAAUACCGAUCCUACUGAAAGAAAUUAGGAUAUGUUGGAAGAUAUAUUAAAACAAAGAAACAGUGAGAUAUAAGUAGAAAGUACUGAAAUGUACCAUAUUAUUGCUUUUCUAGUCAGAGACUUCGUCCAUACAUCCACGACAAGCUUCAGAUAAGUGUGAGGGGUGAGAGAAGAAACUAAUGAAGAUUUUUGUGGUGAAAUAUUUUAUGAUUGUAAUACAUAUAUCUAGUGAAAAUAUAUUUUAACAUUGCUGUAAUACGUAUAUCUAGUGAAAAUAUAUUUUAACAUUGCUUAAUUUUCUAAACCAUUGACUGUUUAUUAAAAAUAAUGACAAAAAAUUGGAAAAAUUGUUUCAAUAGUAUAUUUUCAAGCAAAAUAUUGAUAUAUUCCUGACAGAUUUGUUUUAAUGAACAAGAAUGCAAUGUAAGUAAAUCAAACUGCAGGUUUCUGUUAAUGCUGGUCUUUUUUAGCUCAGUCAUCAAGCCUCCGCCACAAAAAAGGGCUAAUCUUGUAAUUGAAAUUAGCAACCUUUAUUACCAAUGCUUGUAGUAGUGUACAAUGCAGCAAUGGAAAUUCACUGCAUAUGUCUAUGCAGUUAAUGUAGAUUUGCACACAGGCAUAUUUUGUGAUAUGAUACUGUUAUAAACUUUGAACAGGUAUAACAAGCUGUACAAAGUUAAUGUAUGAUACAUUAAAGUAUACAGAAGCAAGAAUUAGAAUUCACUUGGCUCUAAAUGCAUAGUUCAAAAUACCUUAUCAUGAUUUAAGUUUGCAGAUUUUUACUAAAGCCCUGGAUUAUUUGUCGUGCCAUUAUGAAUAAUAUAGUCCAGUCACAACUAUGGGGUAUGAAUUAAUGUUGUUGUUGCAUGAUGACGCUGGUAUGACAGGAUGGGUUGGAAACUUACCCUAUGGUUGUACAGAAACAUGAUUAUCUUAGAAUCAUGUAAGAAUAGCGUAGAGGAAGGGACUCUUUUAUGCUCCAAGGUAAUCAAGUCAAAGAUUGGUGUAAUUUUGCCAUUGUGUAAACUAGGGUUUGGUUUUAAAUCUGCCUAAUUCUUGAAGUGAGCUCCUCCACAACCAUCAUAGUGUUCCAUGUACACACCUCUAUGUCUGAUUGUUUCUUUACUGCCAUAUAGGGAAGGGCAUUCUUGGUAUCUCCAUUUGUGUUCCUUUUAAACCCAAAUUCUUCCUGAUUGUGGCUUACUUCUAAAAUUGGUUAACAGCUCCAGAAUUGGCCUUCUGUAGGACUUACCGUAAGUGCUAGACAACUCAAGUUUCAUCUGAUGACUGCUCAGGAAGUGUCAGGUAAAUUGAUAAAUGAGGAUCUCCAGUUUUGUGGCUGUAUAAUCCUAUAAUCAUUAGUUUUUGGUAAAUUGAGCAACAGGCCACAAAGCGAUAGGUGACAAAAUCCAUGUAGAAUAUUAUGGUGUAAUGAUGGUCAGCUUGACAGUACAAGUGAAUGCCCCAAGUUCAGAUUGGACUGUAAAUGUGGUAAGCUUAAUGAUUAUGGAACUACUCCAAUGAUGUGUCAAUUUUAAAAGUGGCUUAAAUAAUUAUUUUGUAAACCAUUUAAACUAACAAAAAUACUGAAAUGAUCCCUUGACUUUCAGCAGAUUCCUCCAGAAUGUUAAUCCCUGCAAAAAGGUCUUCUUUUCAUAUAUAGGCCAAGUUUCAUCAAUUUUGUUAAUUUGGCCUUGAGAUAUCUUGCUAUAGCAAAAUUAAAUGAGGAUACUCAGCCAUGAGUUGAAGUAUAGCCUCAAUCCAAUUCUGUGGCAUAGGAGAUAAUGAUGAAGGGUUUUUAAAUUUGAGAUUUUCUUGCACAUUGGUUCUACUAAUGAUUCAGGAGAGAUGUAUUGAAUUGUUAUCAUAUUGAAUGCUUUAUUGUCUUACUUUGGUGCCAAGUACAUUUAGAAAGUUUUUUAGUAAAGCAAACUGUAUUAAUUUUAACAACAGUAACCUGUAAUGGUUUGUCAGGUCUGUAAUUAAAGGUUUAGCUUCAUCUUAA
Macrobrachium nipponense is the source of this 5616-nucleotide messenger RNA. Its product is annotated as poly [ADP-ribose] polymerase tankyrase-1-like. Gene Ontology annotation, cellular component: ciliary inversin compartment. Gene Ontology annotation, biological process: protein localization to ciliary inversin compartment. The record is from RefSeq and is a predicted model, not a curated record. Gene Ontology annotation, molecular function: protein binding. The coding region runs from base 677 to 3418 and encodes 913 amino acids. NCBI's taxonomy places the organism in Eukaryota, Metazoa, Arthropoda, Malacostraca, Decapoda, Palaemonidae. The transcript is spliced from 8 exons.